AUGUCCAGCUCAAGCACCAAACUCAGAGAAGAUUUUCUUCGCAUCCCAAAACUCACAGCGGACGGAGAAAACUGGAUGACCUAUAAGGAUAGGUUGUUGUGGUCCAUAGAUGCUUGUGGGUUCCUCAGUCACCUAGAUGGGACUGAGAAGAAACCAGUAGAUCCCUCAAUGUUGUUGGGAAGAGGAGCAUUGUGGACACCAACCACAUCAGAUGAGAUCAGGGAGCUUGCAGUGUACAGGACUGCUAUGAAGGAAUGGUGCAUGGGCAAGGCAAUAAUGAAGCAGCAAAUUGCUGGCACGAUCCCUGAUUCCCUGUUCAUACAAGUCAAGAACUUGGCGACAGCAGGAGAGAUCUUUACAUACCUAUCCAACCUCUUUGAGAAGCAUUCUCAAGUUAUGUCUGUUGAGCUAUUGCGGAAGCUGCAGGACCAGAAGUGUCCUGAGAAGGGCAACAUCUGA
Suillus paluster is the source of this 459-nucleotide messenger RNA. RefSeq lists its product as uncharacterized. The transcript has a single exon. The coding region runs from base 1 to 459 and encodes 152 amino acids. The record is from RefSeq and is a predicted model, not a curated record. Lineage: Eukaryota; Fungi; Basidiomycota; Agaricomycetes; Boletales; Suillaceae.